Crotalus tigris (Tiger rattlesnake) is the source of this 3766-nucleotide messenger RNA. Its product is annotated as gamma-aminobutyric acid receptor subunit rho-2-like. The transcript has 9 exons. Gene Ontology annotation, cellular component: GABA-A receptor complex; synapse; neuron projection. The record is from RefSeq and is a predicted model, not a curated record. Bases 171 to 1667 code for a protein of 498 amino acids. Gene Ontology annotation, biological process: chemical synaptic transmission; regulation of membrane potential; signal transduction. Lineage: Eukaryota; Metazoa; Chordata; Lepidosauria; Squamata; Viperidae. Gene Ontology annotation, molecular function: neurotransmitter receptor activity; GABA-A receptor activity; extracellular ligand-gated monoatomic ion channel activity.
CGUGUUUCCAUUGGCUGUCGGCACCAUCUAGAACUCAGUGGAAACGCGGGCAGCCGGGAUUACUUUCUUCGCGAGGGACGGCUAAUCGGCGAGCAAGGAGGGGAAUGAAUGGCUGUGAGGUAGAAGGUUUAGGGAGCUGGUUUAAAAUCUAAGAAUGGUCGUUCGGACAAAUGCAACGCUUGAGAGAUGCAGAUAGUUCGAUGUUUAAAUCAGAGUGCAUUUAUCCGUCAGGAGGCGGCUGGACGGAAGGAACGGCUGAUUCCCAAAGUAUGCUGUAUUUUUUUGCAAAGCUCAUAUUGUUGAUCUUUUGCGGGGUCCUUCUUGGAGAAAGUAGGAAGCACAGAAAGGGGAGAUGGACGGCAGAAGCGCGGGUGCAAAAAAUAAGUUACUCAUAUAAAAAGAACUAUGACAUGACCAAAACUUGGCCGGGGAGCAGCAAAAAGCUUCUAAGGGUAGAGGACCAUGAUUUCUCCAUGAGGCCUGCCUUUGGAGGCCCGGCUAUUCCUGUUGGAGUGGAUGUUCAGGUUGAAAAUUUGGACAGUAUUUCAGAAGUCAAUAUGGACUUUACAAUGACAUUGUAUUUGAGACAUUAUUGGAAGGACGAGCGUCUCUCCUUUCCCAGUCGUACGAACAGGAGCAUGACUUUUGAUGGACGGUUGGUAAAGAAGAUCUGGGUGCCAGACAUUUUCUUUGUCCACUCUAAAAGAUCAUUCAUUCACGAUACCACCACUGACAAUAUCAUGUUGCGAGUAUUCCCAGAUGGCCAUGUACUCUAUAGCACGAGGAUCACAGUGACAGCAAUGUGCAAUAUGGACUUCAGCCGUUUUCCCCUAGAUUCACAGACAUGUUCGUUGGAGCUUGAAAGCUAUGCGUAUACAGAUGAAGAAUUGAUGUUAUACUGGAAAAAUGGGACGGAAUCUCUAAAAACAGAUGAAAAGAUUUCCUUAUCUCAAUUCUUGAUUCAAAAAUUUCAUACAACCUCCAGACUUGCUUUUUAUAGUAGUACUGGUCGGUACAAUCGCCUUUACAUUAACUUUAUUCUACAUCGCCAUAUUUUCUUCUUUCUGCUCCAAACCUAUUUUCCUGCCACGUUGAUGGUCAUGUUAUCCUGGGUUUCCUUCUGGAUAGACCAUAGAGCUGUGCCUGCAAGAGUGUCCUUAGGAAUCACAAUAGUCCUGACCAUGUCUACCAUCAUCACUGGUGUCAAUGCCUCCAUGCCUGGCGUUUCCUAUAUCAAGGCUGUGGACAUUUACCUCUGGGUCAGUUUUGUGUUUGUCUUCCUCUCGGUCAUUGAAUAUGCAGCCGUGAACUACCUGGCAACAGUACAAGAGCGGAAGGAGCAAGAAAAGUUUCCAUGCAUGGGUGGAAUUUGUUCUACCAAAGGAAUGAUAAUAGAUGGCAUAUACAGUGAACUGGAUGCAGGUAGCCCAGAAGGAGACUCCAAAAAUCAAAUGGUAGCUGAGGUAACUGAGCAGGACAAACAAGAGAAGAUGGUGAUCCAUUUGACUAUGAAUAAUGAGUCUAACUCAUCAAAGAAGAAAGGGCUCAAAGAACAUGUUAGCCUACGCAUUAUCCAGAACACUCAUGCAAUUGACAAAUAUUCAAGGUUAAUAUUCCCAGGCACCUAUAUAUUUUUUAACAUAGUAUACUGGUCUGUCUUCUGCUGAACGUGCUAUAGCUGUGUUUAACUCGGGAGAUAUUUAGAAGAUUCCAGUAAUAAAAUUUUGGAUUCCAAGCAAGAAAAUUCAUUCUGCAUCAGCUUUGGCACAUGGAAACACUGGAUAGUUUUCUAAGAAACAUUUCAUACAAUGGUGUUGGAGAUGACUGUCUCAAGCUGGAUACUUUCUGCUUUCUGUCCUUAACGUAUGACAAGUUGGCUUUUCAUAUGUGAAAACAUGCAGCUGUUCAACUUUAGUCUCAGCCAUUGCAGUGUCAUCAUAGUAGGCAUAAAGACUAUACUAUAAAAGUGGCCAGGAAUCUGCUCUGUGAUCUUUAUUGAGACAGUUGGAGAAAGAUUAAUUUGUUCCAUUUUAUCAGCCAGCACAGUGAUGUGGACCAUCUUUAUCAUAAGGGAUUAUUGGCACCCCAUAUGAAAUUUAUUUUGUAAGAAGCAGGCGCUGUGAAUUAGUCCCAAGCUAGACUAACAGGUUAAGAUGGCAUCAGGGAAUGCAUGCAAGGAUCCUAGAAAGGAUCAUGCUGUUAACAAUUUUUCUCAAUUGGGGAGGAAAUGAAAAUGUUUCACUAAACUGAGCAGUUGAUAAGUAAAAAGAAAUUCUAAGAAAAUAUCUGCUUAAGUAUUGAAUACACUUCUAACGCCCUCAGAAGCAAAUUCUUUGCACUAUCAUAGCUAUGUCUCUUCACUUGGGGCUAUACAGUUCUGUUGCAUUUACUGGUCCAUACAGAUAUUCUGAAUCAAAUACAGGUAGUCCUCAUUUAGCAAGUGUUUUAUUUAACAACCAUUCGCAGUUACCAGAGAUGAAAAAGUAAGUUUGCAAUCAAUCCUCACAUUUAUGACCUUCACAGGUCUGUAAAGCAAAGGAAAGUUGAAGUAAUAUCGUAAGGACAGUGGCAGUUUCACUUAGCGAUCAUAUUGUUCAACAACCAUGUUUCCAGUCCCAAUUGUGGUUGCAAAAUGAGGGCUACCUGUUACAUUGAAAGCCUCGGGUGCUCUGUAACUUCUUUCAGUGAUAUUGAAGGAACCAUUAGGCUCAAGUAUCUGGAAGCAGCACAGAGCUAACCCAAGACAUUUGGCUGCUGAAAUGAAGCAGAAGUUGGAGUUUCCGUCUCUUCCCCAUACGGAAAUGGAUGGGACUGGUGGUUUUAUCAUACCCCAAAGCCUCCUCUUUAUCUUAGGCCAAUGAUAUCUGUGACCUCCCAGAGCAAGUUUUUAUUCUUGCUCUUCACAAAUUCAUCUGUAUAAAGAAGCAUAAUUACUUGCUCUUUAUAACUCUGUUGUCUCCUUUGCAUGUAGAAUAUAUAUUGUUUUAUAAAUCUUUUCAGCAGUUAGUAGACAAAAUGCUAGUAUCAUUUUUGAGGGCAGGAUUAUUAGGUAUUAUAAAUAAUUUCAGUAACAAAACUACAUUUUGAGGCUGCAACACUCAAGUUUUACUUAUUUGGAUCAAUGAACAAUAGAACAAUAAAUCUGAAGAUCAGUCUGAUUUUUUAAAUAACAAAGAAUUGAGAGAGAACAUUCCAGCCUGAAUUUACAGGGUGUCCCAUCCUUAGACUCGUCAUAGUUUUUUUUUCUGUUCUACUGGUGGCAGGCAGACAGGAAAGAAGUGAGAUUAAGGAGCCAUUAGUGUCUCUCUGCUGUUUCCCAUCAGUCUUAGUUUUCUUGUCCUUUCCGUCCAUUAUGAGCAGCAGGAGGGAACAUAUUCAGACUAAGACACUGUUUGUUUUCAAUUCCUUCUCCAAAUUGGGGCAAGGGUGCAGGGAACUGUGGUGGCAAAACUUCUCCAAGCUUGAUAUGACUCCUUUUGGGCCUUCCUGAUACCAGGAACAGUGACAGGAGAGGCAAAUCCGAUUUUCUUUACUAUAAAAUGAGAAACAUUCCUCCGACCUUAGAAGCUGAAGUCCACUUGCAAUUUAUACCUCUGGUUCAGGGAUCCUUAUUAGAAUAUUUUGCAACUAUUGUCUAAUUUAUGCACAUAGCUUUGUUCUGUUCAAUGUAUGUACCACAGAAGUGGAGCAAAUGCAAAUGGCAAAGAUAAAAAGGCACAGAAUAAGAAAUGCCCAACAAUAAAUUUGCAAUGUAUGGAGAGUCUAA